Messenger RNA from Cercospora beticola, 768 nucleotides. RefSeq names its product GNAT family N-acetyltransferase. The record is from RefSeq and is a predicted model, not a curated record. Lineage: Eukaryota; Fungi; Ascomycota; Dothideomycetes; Mycosphaerellales; Mycosphaerellaceae. Gene Ontology annotation, molecular function: acyltransferase activity, transferring groups other than amino-acyl groups.
UUUCUGAAUAUAAGCACAGGAUCAGUAUACAUCAAUGACCAUGGAUGAAGACUUCCUCACCCAACCUCCAAUCCAAACAAUAUGGACCGAACGACUGCAACUCAAGACAAUCACGAUGGCUGAUCUAGACGAUGUCAUGUCCUUUAUUGUGCUACCAGAUGUGAUGAAGUGGACCUCCGUAGGCGCCGUUACCACCAAAACCCAAGGCCACAAGUGGCUCUCUGCACGAGCCCUUGGCCCAGAAGCCUACAACUUCUCAGUCCGUGAGCGUGACCUCUCGUCUUCAGAUCCAGAAGCAGUGCAUCCCCGUGUCAUCGGCCUUUUUGGAUCAUUCCACUGGCCUUCUUGCGGCUACAUGCUCCAUCCCAAUUUCUUCGGGAAAGGCUAUGCGACUGAAGGCAUGAAAGCAUUCAUCCCGGCGUAUUUUGAUCGAGUACCUCCUGCUUCAGAAGGCGGGACGGGUCAUGAUUUGAUCGAUGCAUAUGCUGAUACGGAGAAUCGGGCCAGCAUGAAGGUGCUGGAGAAGUUGGGAUUCACGAAGUGCGAGACACUGUUUAAUGAGUUCGAAGGGCCAAUGGGCGUGAGGGAUUCAGUCGUGUACAGGAUGGCGAGGCCAGGAAAGACGCUCGAUCAAUUAGGAUUUGGGAAGUCGCAAGCAGAAGACGACGGGCCGCCAGAGCCGCCUGUGCAAUGAAGCUUAUCUUUUCAUGUCAAUGGAGUGCGAGAUCUAGACGUCGUCCUCAAAUCUCCUAACCAUCAACCCAGUCU